ACUGGUGUGCGGACACAGGGGGAGCCAUCGGUACAGUACAAAGCAAAAAAAAAAAAAAUCAGCAGCCCGAAUUAAAGCGAAACGGAAAGGCAAUUCGACGGCAUUUUAUGGUUGAAAGCUUGUUAUUUUACCGUCUGUUUUUUUAUUAAAUCAGCGACCAUGGCUUGUGGUGCGACGUUGAAACGAUCUAUGGAGUUUGAGGCCCUUCUCAGCCCGCAGUCCCCUAAGCGGAGAAGGUGCAAUCCUCUACCGGGAACUCCGACUACUCCUUCCCCGCAGAGGUGCAGCCUUCGCCCGCCAACAGAGAACCCGACACACUCGAUGUCGCCCCAGUCCAUGGGAGGAGAACAAAGGCUAACCCCAGAGCAGAUCUUCCAGAACAUUCGUCAGGAGUACAGCCGGUAUCAGAGGCGACGACAGUUGGAAGGAGCCUUCAACCAGACUGAGCCCUGCAGCUCCAAUGAUGUCCAGAGCUCCAGCCCUGCCCUUACCUCACCCAGCUCCCCCACAGGUUCCUCAUCAUUGAAGAAGGAUCAGCCAUUGUUCACACUGAGGCAGGUUGGCUAUUUGUGUGAGCGCCUUAUCAAAGAUCAUGAGGAGAAGAUCCGUGAAGAGUACGAACAGAUACUGAACACAAAGCUUGCAGAACAAUACGAGUCCUUUGUGAAAUUCACACAGGACCAGAUUAUGCGAAGAUAUGGCGCCAGGCCUGCAAGCUAUGUGUCUUGAAGAACAUUAUAUAUGGUAUUAGCCACCUCUCAGCAACUGGUUGCUAUAGAACCAACUCCCUUCAUUUCACUUGAAAUGACCUUUUACUUUUUUCCUUUUUAAAAAAAUGCUUUGGGUGCCAUGGUCUAUCCACAUUUAACUCAUUUCUAUUGCUGAACUGUUACUGAUGGCCCAACACCAAACGUGCAUAUCUAGAUGCAUUCUAAGAAAGUUAAAGCUCUCUGAAAAUUUUUGGGAAAAGGUGUCAAACUAUUGCUGUAAAAAGCUUGGCUGAUGUGAUCAUCUCUGUAUAAUGUAAUGUGACUGACCCGCCGCAGAUAAACAAGACUCUUCCUUCUUUCUUCAGUCUUUUUUUUUUUUUUUAACUCUCCAUAAACAUGACAUUUUUUUCCUUUUUUUGACAAAUAAAAAAAUCUGUGA
Molecule: messenger RNA, 1149 nt
Organism: Xyrauchen texanus (razorback sucker)
Lineage: Eukaryota; Metazoa; Chordata; Actinopteri; Cypriniformes; Catostomidae
Product: akirin-1-like
Exons: 5
Coding region: 160-729 (189 amino acids)
Biological process (GO): myoblast migration involved in skeletal muscle regeneration; positive regulation of macrophage chemotaxis; positive regulation of myoblast differentiation
Cellular component (GO): chromatin; nucleus
Molecular function (GO): transcription coregulator activity
Source: RefSeq, a predicted model, not a curated record